AUGCCGAAAAAGAAAGCAAGCGCGCCGAGGGCGAAGGUGUUCACCUCCAAAAUGGCCCAGAAUUGCGUCGAAGUGUUGACGGAUGGCAGACAGCGACUAAAUCUCAGUUUCAAGGACCUGGAUGUAGUGCCAAUUUCCAUCGCAAGUCUGUUCCGAGUGGAUGAAUUGAUCAUGAGCAGGAACCGUAUUGUCAGCCUCCCUGACUUUAUUCGUGACUUCAAUAACAUGCAAAUUUUGGACCUGCACAGCAACUAUCUGGAGGAGCUCCCUACCACCAUCGGUCUCCUGAAGAACCUGCUGGUUUUAAAUUUGUGCAACAACCGCCUACAGCAAGUCCCCAAGGAGUUAGGCCAGCUGCAGAACCUCCGGACGCUCUACUUGGGUCUCAACCAGCUUCAAAUGCUUCCCACAGCCAUUGGUAACUUGAAGGAGCUGGUCUAUAUUGGACUCUCAGACAACAAAUUCAAGUCUGUGCCCAAGUGCCUUGAAAAUCUCCAAAAGCUGGAAAAAGUCAACCUGGACAGAAAUCCCUUUCCUCCGCCCAAAGACGAAAACCAAUUCAAAUUUCCAAGGAGCUUUUACCUGGUUAAUGCAUGUGACCUAUGUAAAGAAUGCCUUCAUAAUUGCAGAACAGACAAAAAGAAGCUACUAGAAGCAACACAACCAAAGGACUCUAGUAUUGGAGUGUGGCUUGAGUAA
Molecule: messenger RNA, 699 nt
Organism: Corythoichthys intestinalis (scribbled pipefish)
Lineage: Eukaryota; Metazoa; Chordata; Actinopteri; Syngnathiformes; Syngnathidae
Product: leucine-rich repeat-containing protein 18-like
Exons: 2
Coding region: 1-699 (232 amino acids)
Molecular function (GO): protein binding
Source: RefSeq, a predicted model, not a curated record